AUGGAGCCUGCUAUCCCAAUGCUCGAUGAAGAAAAGGAAUACACAAUCGACUCCAGUCUUCUCGAUACACCAAUUGGAGCAGCAACACGCCGUGAGAUUCUGGCUGAGUUCUGGGGCGCGUCGAGGUUACAACGCCUGAAUGGUCUUGAGGUUGAUCUGGAGCCUUACUGGAGCUACUAUGGCAAGGAAUGCAGUCACGCUCUACACGAGGAGGGCAGACAUGUCGCUGCAAGAUAUCACCGAGACAUCAUCGAGAUUGUUCGGCAGCUGAAAGGCGGCGUGCUUCGACAGGAUGUCAAGGCUGGUCUGCGCUCCAAGCUAACGGUCCUCCACGCGAACGAGGACGAGAUGUUAGACAACUCCAUCAAUUUGGCAGCAGGUCUGCUUCUCAUGAUUGACUUUGGUGGCUUCUCAUACGGCUUUUCCGGCAAGACCGAGUUGGAGUGGAAGGACGCGCCGCUGGUAGACUUCUUAGAGGAUUACUUCUGUGAUGACAGCGUGCUGGCCCAUGAACGGGUGAAGCUAGAAAAGAACUUCACGGCGCGGAACCUCGGCCGCAUCGCCGGAGUAGAAAUUGUCUGGACCGAUAACCUCAUCGACCACCUGCGGAUGACGGAUGAUGACACUAGGAUACACAUCUUUCACCAUGCGUCGUUUUUAGAAACGCAAAGGAAAAGCAGCGAUAGCAUGCUACCUUCAGGUCUGGCGGAGGAGACGAUCCAGACUCUCGCGCUUCUUUUCCCGUCAACAGACCCGGAACUGAAGAAGUGGUUCGCCAAGUUGCCGGCCUCACCACACCUCGACCGGCGUGUCAUUCAGUGCGGGCGGCUUAAGACCGAUCAUAGGCAAAUCGAGAGAUUCAGCUUCUGGCGUGACAGGCUCGUGACGCUUAAACAGGUUUUCGACGAAGCGCAGCCUAAGACGUUAUCGCAAUGGUGGCAUGACCGCAGGAAUGGCGUCCAGUGGUACACCUUCUGGGUUGCUGUCCUUGUGUUGGUGCUGACUAUUGUGUUCGGGCUAAUACAGAGCAUUGAAGGUGCUCUCCAGGUUUAUGCCUCUUUCAAGGCGCUCAAAAAUCCUGGAUAG
This is a messenger RNA of Phaeoacremonium minimum UCRPA7, 1086 nucleotides long. RefSeq lists its product as hypothetical. The record is from RefSeq and is a predicted model, not a curated record. The coding region runs from base 1 to 1086 and encodes 361 amino acids. Lineage: Eukaryota; Fungi; Ascomycota; Sordariomycetes; Togniniales; Togniniaceae. The transcript is spliced from 2 exons.